UGUCAAAAUACGACGUUGUUUGAGAUAGAAAAAAAGUAAAAGUUUUUUUUCUUGUUUCUUGUAUUUCGCAAAUAUCAUUGUUAAAAAUCAUAAUAAAAAUACACGUGAAUAUAAAUCAAUAGUUAAAUAAAACAAGUCUAAGAAAAAAUAAGUAUAAUUGUAGUGAUUGGUGAAAAGACGGCUACAAAAUGGUUUUAGCAGAUUUGGGUAGAAAAAUUACCACUGCCUUGCAUUCGUUAAGCAAAGCCACCGUAAUCAAUGAAGAGGCCUUAAAUUCCAUGCUUAAAGAGAUUUGUGCUGCCCUUUUGGAAGCCGAUGUAAAUAUUCGUUUGGUCAAGCAGUUGCGUGAAAAUGUGAAGGCCGUAAUUGAUUUCGACGAGAUGGCUGGUGGCCUCAACAAAAGACGCAUGAUACAAAGUGCCGUGUUCAAGGAACUCAUAAAAUUAGUAGAUCCCGGUGUCAAGCCAUAUCAGCCCAUCAAGGGUAAAGCAAAUGUGAUUAUGUUUGUAGGUCUACAGGGUUCAGGUAAGACCACAACAUGUACCAAGUUGGCCUAUCACUACCAGAAACGUAAUUGGAAAUCUUGUUUGGUGUGCGCUGAUACCUUCCGUGCUGGUGCCUACGAUCAAGUUAAACAGAAUGCCACCAAGGCUCGUAUUCCCUUCUAUGGUAGUUACACAGAAAUCGAUCCUGUGGUCAUAGCACAAGAAGGUGUUGACAUGUUCAAAAAAGAAGGUUUCGAAAUGAUUAUUGUCGAUACUUCGGGUCGUCACAAGCAAGAAGAGUCUCUGUUCGAGGAGAUGUUGGCAGUUGCGAAUGCCGUUAAUCCGGAUAAUAUUAUCUUCGUUAUGGAUGCCACAAUUGGUCAGGCUUGUGAAGCUCAAGCCAAGGCUUUUAAGGACAAAGUUGACAUUGGUUCUGUGAUCAUUACCAAAUUGGAUGGUCAUGCUAAGGGUGGUGGUGCUCUAUCAGCUGUGGCCGCCACUAAUUCGCCCAUUAUAUUUAUUGGUACCGGUGAACACAUUGACGAUUUGGAGCCAUUUAAGACGAAACCUUUUGUGAGCAAACUGUUGGGCAUGGGAGAUAUUGAAGGACUGAUUGACAAGGUAAAUGAGCUGAAAUUAGAUGGAAAUGAAGAGCUUUUGGAGAAAAUCAAACACGGCCAAUUUACUAUACGCGACAUGUACGAACAAUUUCAAAACAUUAUGAAAAUGGGACCUUUCUCUCAAAUCAUGGGCAUGAUACCCGGAUUCUCUCAAGACUUUAUGACCAAGGGAGGCGAAGAGGAGUCCAUGGCACGCAUUAAACGUAUGAUGACCAUGAUGGACAGUAUGUCCGAUGGUGAAUUGGAUAAUCGUGACGGUGCCAAAUUGUUCAGUAAACAGCCAACACGUAUUGUUCGUGUCGCCGAGGGUUCCGGUGUCAUCGAACGUGAAGUCAAGGAGCUGGUGUCACACUAUACAAAAUUCGCUGCCGUUGUGAAGAAAAUGGGUGGCGUGAAAGGUCUUUUCAAACAGGGUGACAUGACGAAAAACGUUAAUCCCAAUCAAAUGGCUAAACUUAACCAACAAAUGGCAAAAAUGAUUGACCCACGUAUGUUGCAACAAAUGGGCGGUGUUGGUGGUCUACAAAAUAUGAUGCGUCAAUUACAACAGGGUGCAGCUGGUGGUCUGGGUGGAUUGGGGAACCUUAUGGGCUUUGGUGGGAAGUGAAGUUAUUAACGCCGAGCGAGAAAAAACUUCUUUCUUCGAUUGUUUGUUUCUUUCUUAAGUUAUUAUAUUAUUUAGCAAUAUUUUCUCUUUUGUUUUGUUAAGGGAAUUGACCAUCUUUUAACUUUCUUCCUUAUAUCCAUUUAUUUUUUUGUACCCCAUAAGAAGACGUGUGUGUGUGUCAUUAGUUUUAAUAAUUAAAUUUAUUGUGUGUUGAAACUGCGAAUUUGUUAUAUUCCGUUUUGUUUAAGUUAAGCAACGAGUUUUAAUAUGAAACACCAAUAAUAAUAAUACAAAAAAAAAAUUCAUUAAAUAUAUGCACGUUUCAUCUGAAAGAAUAACAAAUAAAACAUAAUUUUAAUAAAAAACCUACCCGUUUUGUAAAAAAAAUUAAAA
Molecule: messenger RNA, 2105 nt
Organism: Calliphora vicina (urban bluebottle blowfly)
Lineage: Eukaryota; Metazoa; Arthropoda; Insecta; Diptera; Calliphoridae
Gene: Srp54k
Product: signal recognition particle 54k
Exons: 2
Coding region: 189-1712 (507 amino acids)
Biological process (GO): SRP-dependent cotranslational protein targeting to membrane; SRP-dependent cotranslational protein targeting to membrane, translocation
Cellular component (GO): signal recognition particle, endoplasmic reticulum targeting; cytosol
Molecular function (GO): GTP binding; ATP hydrolysis activity; endoplasmic reticulum signal sequence receptor activity
Source: RefSeq, a predicted model, not a curated record